Messenger RNA from Onychostoma macrolepis, 7969 nucleotides. RefSeq names its product regulating synaptic membrane exocytosis 2b (gene rims2b). Gene Ontology annotation, molecular function: small GTPase binding; transmembrane transporter binding. Gene Ontology annotation, biological process: intracellular protein transport; regulation of membrane potential; positive regulation of synaptic transmission. The transcript is spliced from 40 exons. The record is from RefSeq and is a predicted model, not a curated record. NCBI's taxonomy places the organism in Eukaryota, Metazoa, Chordata, Actinopteri, Cypriniformes, Cyprinidae. The coding region runs from base 270 to 5426 and encodes 1718 amino acids. Gene Ontology annotation, cellular component: presynaptic membrane; cytoskeleton of presynaptic active zone.
GAAGUGGGACCGGACCAUCUGAUCUUUGUCCUACGUAAGACCGUCGCUCCGCCUCGCUCUCCUAUCGGACCGUUUCCCUACCGCAUCCAUUUUUGUGCAUUCAAGAAAUCUCUUGGAGUUAGCAGCAGCAGCAGCAGCGGCGGGAGGGAAUCGCGGCGGAAGCGAGGACGCCGACAACCGCAACAAGGAUCGCGGCAGCAGCAGCAGCAGCCAUGGGUUAGACUGCAUUCACCAUGAUUGCGAAAUAAAAGCAGCAUCCACACCUGAAGAUGUCAGCUUUGGGGGCCCCUGCGGCUCCCGCUCCGCCGGACCUGAGCCACCUCACCGAGGAGGAGAGGAGGAUCAUCCUCUCGGUCAUGGAGCGGCAGAAGAAAGAGGAGGAGAAAGAGCAGUCCAUGCUGAAGGAACCUCCUAAAGAAGACACAAAGCCUCAGCCAACUCAGUGGAAUCCUUUCAGUGGAAUCACUGAGCUGGUUAGUAAUGUUCUUCAGCCCCAGUCAAAGUCCCCCAGUGAGGAGCAGCCGAAGCCGAAGCUGCACCAGCAGUUUGAGAUGUACAAGGACCAGGUGAAGAAGAUCGGAGAGGAGACUCAGAAGAACCCGGAGCAGAAGGCAGACUCGCCCACCUGUGGGAUCUGCCACAAAACCAAGUUUGCCGAUGGCUGUGGCCGCGUCUGUUCUUAUUGCCAAACCAAGUUCUGCGCGCGCUGUGGAGGACGCGUCUCCCUCCGCUCCAACAAAGUAAUGUGGGUAUGCAACCUGUGCCGAAAACAACAAGAAAUCCUCACCAAGUCGGGAGCGUGGUUCUACAGCGAUCCUGAGGUCUCCAGAUCAGGGCCCCAAGCCAAAGUAAGGGGAGGCCCAGCCGGAGCAAACCAGGACCCUCUCAGAAACGGUUCAGGGAUCCCAGGCAGAAACAGAAGCCCAUCAGCAUCCAGGGACCCCAACGCGGCAUAUAACCAAAGGGAGGGGGAAGGAGGACUGCAGUAUGCCCCGGCUGAAGGAGGCAUGCCCCGCUCUCCGUCCGACUACGGACGUGACCCUGGCCAUUCGCCGAGGAGUUCAAGAAUGUACAAUGAGGUGGGUGGUUAUCAAGACAGCCGAGGACGCUGGCACUCGCAAGGCCAGCGUUUGGAUGGCCAGCUAGAAGACUAUGAACUCCAAAGACGCCGUGAGGAGGAAUACCAGGCCCGAUACCGCAGCGACCCCAACCUGGCGCGCUACCCAGUCAAACCCCAGCCCUACGAGGAGCAGAUGCGCAUCCAUGCCCAGGUGUCACGGGCUCGGCACGAGCGGCGACAUAGUGACGUCUCGCUCGCCUAUACAGAACUUGACGAGCCUCUGCAUGGGCCCGGUGGGCGGCAGUCGCGCCUCCCUCUGUUGGGAGGCCCAAGUCAACGCUCGUACUCCAUGGACAGGAGCUCACCAGGACAUCGGAUGUCGAAUCACAGCCCACCAACACCACACCGCAGCCCGGUGCUGAGUGAUAGCCGGCGAGGACCGGCAGAGCCAACGAGGAAACCCAUACCCCAACAGCACCACUUGGACCCUAGCUCAGCCAUGCGCAGGAACAAACGGGACAAAAUGGAUAACAUGCUACGAAACGACUCUCUAAGCUCGGACCAAUCCGAGUCGGUUCGGCCUCCUCCACCUCGACCGCACCGCAGCAAACGCCUUGGCAAGCUCAGAACCAUGGGCAGCUUCAGCAGCUCAGAAGAGGAACUGGCAACCACGCCAGAGUACACCAGCUGUGAGGAUGUGGAGCUGGAGAGUGAGUCCAUCAGUGAAAAAGGCAACAUUCAAAGGGGAAAAAGAAAAACAAAUGAGCAGGCAUAUUUUUUGGACGCCAGUUAUGCCCCGUCUGAGAGGCAAAAGACAGUGGUGCAAUUUUGGGAGCGCUCCCACGACGAAGAUGCAGAGUGGUGCGAGCCGCAGGUCAAAGAUUCAGGGGUUGACACGUGCAGUAGCACCACGCUAAACGAGGAGCAUAGCCAUAGCGACAAGCACCCGGUGACAUGGCAACCAUCCAAAGAUGGAGAGCGCCUAAUAGGGCGGAUAGUGCUAAACAAGCGGAUGAAAGAUGGCACGGUGCCCAGAGACACGGGGGCACUGCUGGGCCUCAAGGUGGUGGGGGGGAAGAUGACAGAGUCUGGCAGACUUUGUGCUUUCAUUACGAAGGUGAAGAGAGGAAGUCUAGCAGACACUGUCGGCCAUCUCCGACCAGGUGAUCAGGUCCUGGAGUGGAACGGGAGGGUCUUACAGGGAGCCACAUUCAAGGAAGUUUACAAUAUCAUUCUAGAAUCCAAGCCAGAGCCGCAGGUGGAGCUGGUGGUCUCGCGGCCCAUCGGCGAUGUCCCUAGAAUACCAGAGAGCACACAUGGACAACUUGAAUCAAGUUCAAGUUCCUUUGAAUCCCAAAAGAUGGGCCCAUCCAUCUCUGUUACGUCCCCCAUGAGUCCUGGCAUGCACCGGGACAACCCUCAGUAUCUGUCCGGACAGCUCUCAAGUCCAUGCCUUAGUAGAAGAACCACGCCUUUUGUCCCUAGGGUCCAGGUCAAGCUGUGGUACGAUAAAGUAGGACAUCAGCUCAUCGUCACUAUCCUGGGCGCCAAAGACCUGCCUUCACGAGAAGACGGGCGACCUAGGAAUCCAUACGUCAAAAUCUACUUCCUCCCCGACAGAAGCGAUAAAAGCAAGAGGAGAACGAAAACAGUGAAGAAAUCUUUGGAGCCCAAGUGGAACCAGACGUUCAUGUACUCGCCGGUGCACAGACGAGAGUUCAGGGAGCGCAUGCUGGAGAUCACGCUAUGGGACCAGGCCAGAGUCCGAGAGGAGGAGAGCGAGUUCCUGGGAGAGAUUCUGAUCGAGCUGGAGACGGCGCUGUUGGACGAUCAGCCUCACUGGUAUAAGCUCCAAACACACGACCUGUCCUCGAUGCCGCUGCCGAACCCCUCGCCCUACAUGCAGAGACGCCUCCUGCACGGAGAGAGCCCGACACGCAGGUUACAGAACAAGGGCCCAUAUUUUUACAACUCAGGGUCACAGAGAAUCAGUGACAGCGAGUUCUCUGAUUACGACUGUGAAGACGGGAUUGGUGUUAUCUCAGAUUACCGGCACAAUGGCAGGGAUUUCCAGAGCUCCACUCUGUCUGUCCCUGAGCAGGUGAUGUCGUCCAAUCACUGCUCCCGAUCAGACAUGACCCGCACACGCUCGCGCUCACCCAGCGUCCCUCCACCGCAAAGUCGAAGUUUAGACCACGGUGUGAGAGGAGGACCCUCGCUUUACGGCCCCCGACAUCACCUGUCUGAAGACAGAUACUCACCAGACAGCCAGUAUCUUACCCUCCCUCCUCGAACCAGACAAAGACAGCCAAGCGUCGACCCCGCUAUCCAGGACCCCAGUAUGUGCCCCCUCUUUCGGGAGGACGCGGUCAGGUUACUGCGCUCCACUAGGAUGGCCCGUGCAUACUCAGACGGGGCUUACAAUAGCAUGGACAGGAGGAUGAGGAGAGAUAGACAAAUGUCUGCCUACAGUGACUCGUAUGAAUCUCCUGAGAGAUAUUACAAUGGGCCCAAUCAUGUAUCUACUCCAUGGCCCAAUCAUGUCAUGAAUGGAAACGGUGGAGACAACAGAGAGGAGAAUAUCCCAGAGUUCCCAGCUAACCAUGAACACUAUGAGGAUGAUCUGAGGUAUAGCCGCAGCAUGGUGGACAGACAUGAGCAUUACAGGUCCAGGUCAGCUGACCAGCGGCCCAUGAUGGAGCGACCGGUCUACACACGCUCCCGCUCGUCCGAGCGGCCCGACUCCGGCUAUAUGAGAUCCAUGCCGUCCUUACCGUCAGGGAGAUCCGCCCCUCCCUCUCCUGCCUUAACGAGGGCAAACAUCCGCACCGGAUCGGUCCAAACAAGUCCCACCAGCACGCCAGUAUCGAGUCGAAGAGGUCGGCAGCUACCGCAAGUCCCACUGAAGGGCUCUAUGGACAGAACUCAUAUGGGAAUGGAGUCUCCUGUCCCGGGCCCUGCUGCCACCCAUUCCCCCGUACCGCCUCUUGCACAUGCUCCUCCCCCUCCUGCACACGCCCAUCUGCCUUCUUCAGUUGCCACUCCCCCACCCACACAUGCCCCUCCCUCUCCAGCUCCUCCCCCUGCUCCCGCCCCUCCUCCUCCUGCUGCUGCUCCAUCAUCAUCCUCACUGCUCGUCCAGCAGGCUUCUGUGCCAGAAUCCGAGGAAAAGCCUGUAGCUCCCCCACCUGUCAAUGGGAGGAAAGAGGUGACAUGGGAGGACCAGCAGAAGAAAGCUCCUGCUGUAGUGUCAGAGUCAGCAGUGUCAGAGAAUGGAGAUGCAGGCACUUUGAAGGAUCCAUCAAGGCGUGGGAUGGACAGUCUCUCCAUGAGGUCGUCGGACAGUGAUGUAAGCGACGUGUCCGCUAUGUCGAGCGCAUCUCGGCUUAGCAGCACGAGCUACAUGUCUGUCCAGUCAGAAAGGGUGCGAGCGAGCCGCAAGAUCAGUGAGUUUACAUCUAAAAUGAAACACAGGGCUCAGACGGCCACUCCGGGCUCCAACAUCACCAAGAGCUCCAGUGUGGGUGGAGACAUGUGCUCGCUGGGCAGGAAUGACGACGAGGACGACGACAAGAAGAGGCGCUCCAGCUUCGGAGCCAAGAUGGCCGCCAUGGUGGGACUGGGGAAGAAGAGUCAAAGCACCUCCCAGCUGGACCCAGAGGAGGAGGGUAAGAAGAAGAAGCCGGUGCGUCUGGCGAUCCAGCGGAGCGUAGAGACUGGUUUAGCAGUCGAGAUGAAGAGCAGGAUGACACGGCAGCCCAGCCGAGAGACCACAGAUGACGGUGAAAAGGCAAAACCUGGAAAUCUGAUCUUCCCUGGAGUGAAGAUCUCAUCAGAUAGCCAGUUCACUGAGUUUUUGGAUGGUCUUGGCCCCGCCCAGCUGGCAGGGAGACAGACACUGGCCACGCCCCCAAUGGGAGACAUCCAGAUCGGUAUGGUACACAGGAAGGAGAGGCUGGAUGUUGAAGUUAUUCGGGCUCGAGGCCUGGUGGGCAAACCAGGGAACAAACAGACGCCAGCACCUUACGUAAAAGUAUAUCUGCUGGACAACGGGAAGUGUAUCAACAAAAAGAAAACACGGACAGCGAGAAAAACACUGGAUCCUCUUUAUCAACAGCAGCUUCAGUUUGAGGAGAAUCCUGAGGGGAAGGUUUUACAGAUCAUUGUUUGGGGGGACUAUGGACGCAUGGACCACAAAUCCUUCAUGGGAGCCGCCCAGAUCCUGUUAGACGAUUUAGAGCUGACCAACAUGGUGAUUGGCUGGUACAAGCUCUUCCCUCCCACCUCAUUAGUGGACCCAACUUUGGCACCUUUAAGUAGUAAACCUCCAGAUUCAGGCCUGGACAGUUCCAACGUUCGGUCGUAGCGGCACGAGGUGGUGAGCGGUAGAGAGCGGCGCGAGUAGCACCAGCUACAGAAAGAGAGGAGAUGGUCUCGACGGGUCACGUUCUGGUUACACUGCAUGCUUGAUGUUGUGUCCUCUGAGCCCAUGUGACAAGAGGCUAAGAAAAGGCCUGCGUCCUUCUGCCAAAAAAAUUAACGAAAAGAAAAUGUAUGCUGCUGUCACACGCAGGGAAAGAACGCCACAGAAAGUCUCUCUGUUCAGCUGAAGAGAUGCAGCCAGGGAUUCGGUGGAGUCUGACUCUUAACCGUAGGACGUUAAGAGUGCUGAUUUCCACCGGAAAAGGAAGACGCCGUUUUACUCUGGCUGCUUCCUCUCUGUUGUAUUCAAAGAGAUGUCAGUGUUUCUUACCUACAGUAGAACUUGAAGCGUUGUAGCCAUAACUGUAAGCCAAGCUGUCAAAAGAAGAUCCAUAAAGAGAGAAGCGCUUGGCUAAGACGGGACAGAAAAGGGAAAGCGUAACCUCAGAGACAUGACAUUCUCAAGGGAAUGACCCUACAUCAAGCCAGAUCUCCACUGGAUUGAUCUUCAAAGUUCGGUGAUGAGGAAAUGAGAAAACAGGCCAGAGUUCCUGUUUGAUUCAGGAAACAACAGAAUUCUGGGGGGGGGGGAAGAAAAAAAGAAAUUAAUUAAAUAAUGGAACUUUUUUUGUGCUCCGGUAUGAUGUUCUCUUUGUUGAUGUACUGUAUGAAAUUUAUGAGAUAUUUUUUUUUUUCUUUUGGGUUUUUUUUUUUGCAUGGAUGCAGAGUUGUUUAAAAAAAUCGGAAGUUUAUUUUCCUCGAGACUUGCAAAAAAAAAAAAAAGAAAAAAAAGAGAGGAAGAAACUUAUUUAAGGAUGACCAGAUCAGCCAUUUUCAACAAUUUGUAUUAUUUUUAAUAUGAAAUUCUCUAGUGCAUGAUUUUCAAAGAGACUGAAUGCAAAAUGAUAACGAUGUGAUUGUCAUCCUUUAGAAUAUUCUUCUGUAUUUUUACAGAUCUCAGUUACAGGUGUGGCCUGGUGAGACUUUGUAUCUCAUAUUAUUAACAGAAAAAAGCAAGGGAUUGUCAAGGAAAACAAUAAAUGUACAAUAUUGAUUUCGAUAUGAAAACGAACAGGAAAAUUGUACAUUUCUCCCUUCAAAUGCAGCCAUAAUUCUGUGUUCAUGUGGAGACGGAGCUGUAGAUUAUGGGUCUGUCAUGAUUCCACUGUUCUGUUACAAUAGAAUGGCUCAUUCAUUCAAAGCAAGCAUGUUGAAAAGGGUCUGCAACAUGGAUUGAGCACACCGUCUGAGUAAUACAGCAUGUUUUGAUAGAGACAUCUGGGAAUUUUUCGCAGUUUUGUGUACAGUGCAUGUGGACCAGAGGCUAGGCCAUCCCCCUGAUCUAGUGUCGUCCACGGAUUCAGGUCAGGGUCCAGGUUUUGUGGCCGACGGUUCAGACAUUCAACGCAACAUUCCACCUCUUGGCACUCAUCUUUUCUUGAAGUUUUGAAAAGAAAAAAAGGAAAAGAAAAUCAAACAGACAAAAGAAAUCUAAAAAACAAGAGGGAAAAAGUUAAGAAAAUUUAUAUUUAUUCAAGUUUGACUUGAAAAAAAGUUGCAAGUAUAUUUUAUUUUAUUAUUGUUAUAAAGAAAAUGUUAUAAAAACAGAUCCCAUUGGAUGGUGCUGUACGAAGUCUCUGAACUCGGAGAGGACUGGACAAUGUUCAUUCUCGUUGUGUUCAAUGCAACAGACACUGGUUGUCGAUUGAGGAGCGAGUCACAGUUUGUGGAGAUGGGAAAAUUGCCACACAAUAUGAAUUUUUAAUUGUUUCUUGUUUUGAGAGAAUAAAAUUCAUUUACUAAUCCCUGUGUUUGUCUGCAGUCAUUCACCAAACCUUCUCACAAGCAUGACAUGCUACCAAAAAAACACCAAAACAUUACCUUCAUGGCCACUUAACAUACUGCAGAGUAUCUAGACGCCAGUACUAAACCAUACUAAAUACUUAAGUAAACAGUGGUACAAAUAAUCAAAUCAAAUAUAGUCUCAGUCAGAAGCAAUUCAAAAGUUUAAAUGUAUAACAGUAAGCCACAGAUGUGCUAAUGGGAGAAUUAUUUAGGUCUACUUUUCACCUAAAUAAGACAAAAUCUGCUAAGGGGUAAUUAAAUGUAACACAUCAUGAUAUUGGAGAAGACUACAAGUGAUAUACAUUAUAAAAAUCACCUAUCAAUUUCAGCGAAUGAAGAACAAAUUCAUACUCGCGUGCAUGUUAAUAACGUAUUAGGUACGUUACUGUCUCUGACAGACAGCAUAUUGAAGCCACUCAUGCCGCCAUUUUCUUCUUCUUGGAAAGCGAUGUAGUCAAAGUAUCAGGUAGUGUGUGGGUUUUCCAGAAAAUGUGUGCACUCCCUGGACCUCUGCAAGUUUAUUUGAAAUAAAACCGUAUAUUGUGCAUGUUAUGUUGACAGACAAAAUGUUACAUUCAGCUGUUGCAAGUUCUCCGAUUUAAAGCCACAGCUAGGAGCAAAGAAAGUAACUUAGUCCUUUUU